Messenger RNA from Cladophialophora psammophila CBS 110553, 549 nucleotides. Its product is annotated as NADH dehydrogenase. The transcript is spliced from 3 exons. Bases 1 to 549 code for a protein of 182 amino acids. The record is from RefSeq and is a predicted model, not a curated record. NCBI's taxonomy places the organism in Eukaryota, Fungi, Ascomycota, Eurotiomycetes, Chaetothyriales, Herpotrichiellaceae.
AUGGCCGCGAAACCCAUCAAAGAUGUCGUCGCCGUCGGAAAGAAAUAUACACAACAAAGCACCGGCAUCUGGGAGACCGUCCGCAAAUUGUUUUCCGUUGACCCGAACCGCAGCAACGGUGUUCCUGUAAAACACUUCCGCAACCCGACCCCCGGCAGUCUCGAUCCCAAGUCCUACGACGACGCCGUCACCACUCCCGCCGCCGACAUCGCAGAUAACCCGUAUUGGAAGAGAGAUGUCCGACGGGCGUAUCCAAAGCUGAGCACGGUCACACAAGGUGAUGUGGUGGGGCUAUUAACAGUGGGAAGUGCGGCGAAUCCGAGUCCGAAGCUGUUGGCUGGUGAGGAAGGCAGCAAGCAACUGGUGGCCGUGAAGCACGAAGGAGAGAAGGGAUUGGCACCAUAUUUCGACCAUGAGAAGGCCGCGGCAGUGUUGGGAGAGAAUGGGCUACCCCCUAUGCCGGUAAUGCACGGGUACAAGAAGGAUGUCAAGUAUGAGGUUGGGCCGACGAGCUAUGGAGAUGGUUAUCCGUGCCGAAGCUUUGUCUAG